CCAGUCCUCGCCUGAAACGAACGACGACAUUCAGCGUCUUGACACAGUCUUAUGCACUAGUUUCUCAUGCUAAUACAGUCGCGAUCAUCCUUGGCCGCGAAUUGCGCGUCGCUUAUGGGAGUCCAAAACUACCCCUCGUAAGGCUGGCAUAUCCCUGCGCUCUUACUCUCUGGAUGGCAAACGAACCUAGUCUCUGUCAUACGUCAAAACCAAAACUAGCGCUUCUAGAGUCGCGCAUCUGUAAGAAGCGUGGAAGCCGAUGAAACAUGGCGACGCAUCAUAAGGAAGGUUUGCCCCCUCGUUCCGCGACUUGUGACAUUUCCACCAUUAGUCCAACGGUUCCACCAUCAAGCUGGUCUUGAUAUCUCAUACUGCUCCAUCAUGUCUUCUUCAACGAGCGCGCCGCUGCCCUCAUAUCCAGGAUCCAUACUGCCAAUACAUGACCACCCAGCUUGGAAGCAUCUGUCUGGCACGACCAUGGACAAGGCAAAUCUUAAGGAGCCAGUCAUCCAGGCUAAAGAGCCUGGUGUACCCGCUAAAGAGCCAGUCUCGAAGAAAGAGCUUAUCUCCAUUGAAGAGCCAGUCGUAUACCUACCGACCGGAACCACCACCUUGAACAGGUUCUCAGACAUCACCACGAGUACGAGGCGCGCUUCGUACGCAUCGACCACAAAGUCAGAGCUUCGGCAGUCCAAUCAGCAACUUUUCGAGAUGCUCCAGAACCUGCAAACCGAGCUUGCCACACAUCGCGCUAUUAUGCUCGAUAUACAGUCGCGAUUGUCGUUCAUCGAGCAAGACGCACCAACGAUGAUCGAAGAUGGCGCACCCGAAGUAUUGUCACCAGCAACAGACGAGCUUAAACCUCCGCAGAGGCCACCUCCGCCACCACCGAGACGCGCAAGCUCCCUCAUCCCGCCAGGAAGAGAAAGCCAGAGUUGGUGGCAGGCAUGCCAGAACUUUGCUGAGAACUGCGAUACGCCCUUCAACGCACAGGUGUUCUUGAAGACUCCUAGCCGCUUCGAAGAUUUCGACUUCCACUUUGGUGGCCUUGCCACAAGUGAAGGGGUACAACCAGAAUCACCAGUUGAGAUUGUGAUCGACGAAACCCCUGAUUCCUCGCCUGAGUCAGAAUCUCAACCACCUGAAGACGCAGAGCUCGACAUCGAGAAAACCCUUGCUCUCUCGCCUCGGUCAGAACGUCAAUCGUCUGAAGACGCAGAGUCAAGGCCUCCAAGCAUCUUCUCUGAAGGGGCACCUCGAACCUCUGGCCUGACCAUGGAUACCUGUGAAGAGAUAGACAACAUUAUUGAACAAAUUGUGGAGUUCAAGAAGCCCACCGCACUACCUCCAUUAUUGCUUCACCCACAGCUCAGCGGCAGGACCGCCUCAAUCUUGAGCGUUGAAGAGAUCACAGCACUGCCAGGCCUACCUCCGGUCGCCGAAGUCACUAACGAUCCUCAGCGCCAUCGCAAGGGCAUUCGCAGUAUUUCGUCGAAGUGGGCAUCGCUGAAGGGCAAACCGACUGAGCCUAGCGACUACCGAAAAGGGUUCUUCAGCAUGCGCUGAUCCAUGCUUGUCACGCUGAACGAGAUUACGACUUAAAAGGUGUUUGAGCGCCAAUGCUUUUGUUGGACAUUUAGCACAAUGCCAUGUGCCAUACUCAUCUUACGUUUUCCGAUCUGUACCGUACUGUACUUGUACCUUCUCUUUUAGACGACUUGUAGCGAUAUACCCAAUCUCAAAGUACGAAAGACUAUUUCGAGUACGCUGCGCGCUGUCUUUUGCUCCAUGCUACCAUCGACCAUGUCGUGGCCGUCACGCGGUACCGCAAGUUCAUCGUCCCUGCAGCUUUGGUGGGACCUAUUCCUGGAGAGCCGGUUCGUUCGCUCAAUACGCCAGAGCUGAAGGUUGCUAAGACCCGCGUUGUUUCAGCCCCCAAAGUCGUCUUCUC
Messenger RNA from Macroventuria anomochaeta, 1951 nucleotides. RefSeq lists its product as uncharacterized. Bases 382 to 1566 code for a protein of 394 amino acids. NCBI's taxonomy places the organism in Eukaryota, Fungi, Ascomycota, Dothideomycetes, Pleosporales, Didymellaceae. The record is from RefSeq and is a predicted model, not a curated record. The transcript has a single exon.